AUGACGCGUCUCGAGUGGCUGCUGCUCCUGGCGUGUGCCGCCAGCAUUGGAGCGGGUGUGGAGGCCGCCACAACUCAAAUGCAGAGACGACGCCGACACAGCAUCGUUGAGAGUGUACAAGCUGCACCUGCAGCUGCAGCUCCAGCUCCAGCUGGCGGCAGUGACUGGGGAUUGGGACCGGAGCUGACAUUGGCCCGGCGUGUUUACGACGAUUGCCAGGGCAAGAACGACUUCGUUGGCUGCCUCAAGCAGAAGGCGCUGCACGCCUUGACACGCGCCCUGGACCAGGACUCCAUUAAAAUCGUGGACGGUCUCGUGCUCGAGAAACAGAACCAAAGCGACACUGAGAGCAUCAUCGGGUCGUUGACAGAUGCCAGGCAGUUCGGCAACCUAGCGCCCAUCGAUCGCGCUCUGCUCUCCAAGGCUGACAAACUAAUGCGCACCCAUGCGCUCAAAGUAGACAUGGACCUGGACUUGGACGUGGGCGUCGGUCGCGAGCAUGAGCAUAAGAAGAAGAAGCACAAAGACGGCGGACACAUCAAGUAUGUGAUUGCUGCCCUGCUAACGGCGAUGGGCAUUGCCGGCCCGCUCGGCCUGAAGGCGCUUGCCGCUAUUGCCGGCAAGGCGCUUGUGAUUAGCAAGGUCGCCCUGACCAUUGCGGGCAUAAUAGCGCUCAAGAAGCUCUUCUCGCACGAUCACAGCGAGGAGACCAGCUUCCAGGUGCACGCCGGCGAGCACAACAGACGCAACACGUACGUCAUCAGACCCGUCUCGAAGACAAAUGCUGGCGUGGGCGUAACAGCUGCCGGCGGCAGCUCCCCGGUGGAUCCAUAUCGCUACUACUACGAGUACCACCAGAAGUAGACACAGAGCUCAAGUCUUUGCUCAAGUUGCGUGUGCGUGCGGAUGUGGGUGUGUGUGUGCGUGCUUAAACGUCGUUAUUCUCCAAAGUCGAUGCAGCUAGACUACCAAAGAAUCGAGCCGAUCCGAAUGCAGUGAGGUCAAGUCCUUACAUCCUUUUGUGCGUUAAGGGACGGGC
Molecule: messenger RNA, 1039 nt
Organism: Drosophila mojavensis
Lineage: Eukaryota; Metazoa; Arthropoda; Insecta; Diptera; Drosophilidae
Exons: 2
Coding region: 1-864 (287 amino acids)
Source: RefSeq, a predicted model, not a curated record